Messenger RNA from Pneumocystis carinii B80, 700 nucleotides. RefSeq lists its product as hypothetical. Gene Ontology annotation, biological process: regulation of signal transduction. NCBI's taxonomy places the organism in Eukaryota, Fungi, Ascomycota, Pneumocystomycetes, Pneumocystales, Pneumocystaceae. The transcript has 2 exons. The record is from RefSeq and is a predicted model, not a curated record. The coding region runs from base 47 to 664 and encodes 205 amino acids. Gene Ontology annotation, molecular function: protein phosphatase inhibitor activity.
UUUGUUUUAUUACUUUUCCUGAGUUUUUUAAUAUUGUUUUCUUUGUAUGAUUUCUAAAGGGCUGUCAGACAUUUUAAAGCCUCGUAAAGGGAUUUUAAAGAACAAGAAUGAGGUAGUUCAUUUGCAUAGUACAUCUUCUAAGGAGGGGAAUGAAGAAUUGUGUGAAAACUCUUUUUCUCGGACUCAAUUAUCAUCAUUAGAGACAUCAGAAACAUCUUCGUUAAGAUUGAAAUGGGACGAGGCGAAUCUGUAUUUAACAGAGCAGGAGAAGACGUCUACAAUGAAGAUCACCGAGCCAAAGACGCCGUAUACACGUCAAUAUGAUUCAUCAGUUAGUUUUGAUGAAGAAAACAUGGAUAGUGAUCAAGAACCAAUAAAUAAGCAAAAUAAUUCAGAUAUACCAGUAUUUGAUCUAGGAGAGCCUCAUGAAAAGAUGCCGACUCUUUUAAAACAUGUAAUUGUUAAAGAUACGGGGUUAGAAAAGGAUAAGGAAGAUAUGCAGACACCAGAAGAUGAGCAGCAUCGUCGUCAUUUUGAACUAAUGCGUAAGAAGCAUUAUGAAAAAAUGGGUAGUGCUGCAUUUUCUCAUGAAAUAGAUAUGGAUGAUGAAAGUGAUAGUGAAUCAGAUACAUUUUCGCAAACAAAUGGUAAAUCAUUUCAUUAAAUUUUAAGGAUAGGCAUUUUAUACUUGAAGAGUGCA